CUCUUUCCACCCUUUCCCCAGUCCCCUUUGGCCGCCACAUUUGUUGCACCAAGUGCAGUGGGUGAAGUAGGUAAUGCCCAGGCUGUGCGAGGAGAGCUGCCCUUGUACAAGCAGCUCACAUCUGGGCAAGAGCCCCCAGUUCUGCGUGCCGUGGAUGGAAGUUGCUGCACAAGAAGGACAAUGUGAACACUGUCAUGGAAUCAUAAAAGAAAGAUUUGUGUUGUGUUGUGUUUUGUUCUGUCAUGUUAUGUCGUGUCAUAUUGUGUUGUGUUGUGCCAUGUAGUGUUGUGUUGUGUCGUGUCGUGUUGUGUCGUGUUGUGUUGUAUAUUCUGUGUGCUACCAGGGCCUGAUACAAAGCCCAGGAAUCACAGAGCUCCCCUGUCACAAAACUUUCUGGCCUGAGGAUUGCCAAACUGGUGGUCCCAGGGACAGGUGCUGGGUUUUUCUUUGAACAUACCGCUUUCUCUGGCUCCUGUGAGCAGCUUGUUGAAAGGAGCUCUGGCUGGUUUUGCGUGCAUAUGAAAGAGAGAUUUCCUUGGUGUGUUUGUAUGUCCAUUUUCCUGGCUUAAUUUAUCUCCUCUUUCUUCAGAAAGAUAAUUUGGGAUCGGCGCGACAUCAGCUCCUUAGUCUUACAACCUUAGAGUGCUUGUACAACGUACAGAAGGCUUUGUACUUGUCAGAUUGAUUCUUCCCUGGAUAAAAAUUGUUACCUUAUCUUAGCAAUAGUCAUGCUGGAACAAACCCAGCGGUCCUUUAGGUCAGUGUAAUGUCAGCAAUACAGGAAGCUUUAGAGGAAGGCAAAAAUUCUUAAUGCAUCUAUUCAUCUGUACAAUGCUGAGACCUGAAGUUAAUUAAGGGCAUUUCUUUCCAGGCCUAGCCACAGAACAGCAGGGCCUCGGAGGGGCAGCCACACUAAAAAUAACUUUCUAAUUAAAAUUCCCGUGUAUAUUAUUACACAGCUGCUGUUGCUGCCUUGACUUGGUAAAAGGUGUCUCCUCUUUAAGCAUGGGGUGGACAAGAUGUCCUGAAAAAGCUGGUUGUCCUCCAUCACCUUGGAGUUCUUAUGCACUUGCAGUGUUACAUCUUGAUGGCUGUGCUUGGGCAAUUCCCACUUCUGAAUUAACACUGGUAUGAAUGUGCGUUUCUCUAUUAAUGACCGUAUUAAUCACUGAGUGAUUAGGUACAUGCUGCAGUGGUUUUGCUGCAUCCCAUGCAGAUGUUAGCUGUCCAGAUGGCUUAGUACUUUCUGAAAGGGCUGCAAAAGACAGACUGUGCCCUGAGAGGAGCUGUGUUGCAGCACUGGUCUGGAGGGGCUCCAAGGCUAUGAGCCCUGCCCUACAGACUUGCCUUUAGUCUUGAUUCAUCAUGGUGCCAUGGUUUGUGUCAGCUGAAAUGAUAACACAGCUGGCUCGGUGCUACGAGUGCUGUGAAGAUCUGCCUCUGAGCUCCUCAGGACCUGCCAUAUCCUGCCUCACACUUGGGUAGAAGCUUAGGUGGCUGUGUAUACCGUCCGAGAAAACUCCUGACAUCCUAGUGAGCCCAUCCUGCGGCCAGCUGGGCUUCAGGCUGUGUUCGCAAGAGGACCACAGAAGCGUUGUUAAAAUGAAGCAUCACUUGGGGCCACUGCUAGACUUGCGAGACAUUGCAGCCUCAGCUGGGAGGGCACUGGGGGGGGCGAUCAGAGAAGGGCACAAAAAUCUGCUGGGCUGUUUCCUGUUUAAAAGAUUCCAAAUUCCCUGCAGAUGAACCAGUAAAGUGAAGUCGCAAGCUUUACUAACUCACAAAAAGUAACAUGGUUCCUGGGUUUUGUUUCUAUCGGUAGUUUCUGACCCGCCUCAUCACUGGAGUUGAUACCAAUAAUAUGAGGGAUCGUCUUGUGAUUUCUGGCUUUUCCAUAGGGCCAAAUCGUUCAGUUGGCUAGGGGAAAAAAAUCACCAAGAAAGAAGAAGGAUCCAUUCUCUAAAACCCUACCUCUGCCAAUAGUUCUUAGAGUCCAUAACAGAGAAAAUGUUAAGACAGAGACCCAAGGCUCUGCCCUUAGAAAUUCUCCAACAGGAUGUGUUGCAAACAAGGUCUAUUGUUAUGGAUUCCCUCAAGAAGUGUCUGGGGUUCCCAGCCAGCAUCAAACCCAGUACAGACCCCUGCCAUGCAGGCCAACCCUUUUUAUGGUGCCUUACUCUAACUGUUUUGAGUCUUGCAUCUUUUCUGCAUUCUUAGCAUUGCUCUCCUUAGAGAGGGAACAGUAGCUUUUACUCCGUAACUCUUAUGAAAGCAUGAAUACACUUUAAAAGCAAACAAAACCAAAAAGCAGCAUAAAGCAGCGUCUUGUUUGGGAAGCCAUCAAUGCUUGAAGUUAUUUACAAGAUAGAAGAAUGAUGGAAAUUGAGCCAAACCUAUCGUCUUUUGAAUUUCCAGGAGACAAAAGGUUACAGAGGGAAAAGUCAGAAAAGAAUGUGGAAAAUCAAGAGGAUAUGAGGGGGCCACUCCAGCUCACGACAUUAAAGCAAGGGAAGAGCCCCUACAAGCGCAGCUGUGACGAGGGGGAAUCUCACCCCCAAACAAAGAAAAAAAAGAUUGACCUCAUCUUCAAAGACGUCCUGGAGGCUUCAUUGGAGUCUGCCAAAUUUGAAGAGAACCAGGUAGCAACUAGUACACCACUUACCAUCAGAACAGCAUCUAAAUACCAGGCUGAAGACAUAUUUGAGAGGUGUGGCACUGCCAUGCAGCACGGCUCCCUGAACCUCGGCAGAAACCGGAGUGAAGGGGAGUGGAAGAUCCCCCAUGGUUCCUCUUUUAGUUCUGCCAAAGAAGUGGGGAUCCUUGAAGACGAGGAAGAAGAGCCUCUGUCUCUGAAAGCAGACAGCCCAACUGAGCUGUCACUGGCCUCUGCACAGGGCAACUCCCAUGAAAUCCCCACCACCUCCUUCUGCCCUAACUGCAUCCGUCUGAAGAAGAAGAUCCGAGAGCUGCAGGCCGAGUUAGACAUGCUGAGAUCUGGGAAGUUACCUGAGCCACCUGUGCUACCGCCCCAGGUACCCGAGCUCCAAGAGUUCUCAGACCCCACAGCUUCAGAAAGCAUCAUCUCUGUUCCCACUAUCAUGGAGGAUGAUGAUCAAGAGGUGGAUUCUGCUGAUGAAUCAGUUUCCAAUGACAUGAUUGCUGCUACAGAUGAGCCUUCCAAGAUGUCUUCUGCAACGGGCCGGAGGAUACGGCGGUUCAAGCAAGAGUGGCUUAAAAAGUUUUGGUUUCUGCGGUACUCCCCGACAUUGAAUGAAAUGUGGUGCCAUGUCUGUAGGCAGUACACAGUGCAAUCCUCUCGGACUUCAGCCUUCAUCAUUGGCUCGAAGCAGUUCAAGAUACACACAAUAAAGCUUCACAGCCAGAGCAACCUCCACAAGAAGUGCCUGCAGCUUUACAAGCUCAGAAUGCACCCAGAGAAGACAGAAGAGAUGUGCCGAAAUAUGACCCUGCUCUUCAAUACGGCCUACCACUUGGCUCUGGAGGGCAGGCCCUACUAUGACUUCCGGCCUCUGGCAGAACUACUGAGAAAGUGUGAACUCAAGGUGGUGGAUCAAUACAUGAAUGAAGGAGACUGCCAAAUCUUAAUCCACCAUAUCGCACGGGCUCUUCGAGAGGACCUGGUCGAGCGCAUCCGACAGUCUCCUUUCCUCAGCAUCAUUCUGGACGGGCAGAGUGAUGACGUGCUUGCCGACACAGUUGCAGUUUAUGUACAGUACACAAGCAGUGAUGGGCCUCCGGCAACCGAAUUCCUGUCUCUUCAGGAACUGGGCUUUUCUACAACAGACAGUUACCUCCAAGCAUUAGACAGGGCCUUUUCCAGCCUGGGAAUCCGAUUGCAGGAUGAGAAGCCAACUAUUGGCUUGGGAGUUGAUGGUGCUAACAUUACUGCCAGCCUGAGAGCUAACUUGUUCAUGACAAUCAGAAAGACCUUGCCGUGGCUUCUCUGCUUGCCCUUUAUGGUACACAGACCUCAUUUGGAGAUUUUGGAUGCAAUCAGUGGGAAAGAACUGCCGUGCCUGGAGGAGCUGGAAAACAAUCUGAAGCAGCUGCUCAGUUUCUAUCGUUACUCUCCCCGACUCAUGUGCGAGUUGAGGGUCACUGCUGCCACUCUGUGCGAGGAGACUGAGUUCUUGGGGGACAUUCGAGCAGUGAAGUGGAUCAUUGGGGAGCAGAAUGUGCUCAAUGCUCUAAUCAAGGAUUACCUUGAGGUUGUGGCCCAUCUCAAAGACGUCAGCGGCCAGACCCAGAGGGCAGAUGCUUCCGCAAUUGCCUUGGCCCUCCUCCAGUUCCUAAUGGACUACCAGUCGAUUAAACUCAUCUACUUCCUGCUGGAUGUGAUUGCUGUGCUUUCACGCCUUGCCUAUGUCUUCCAAGGGGAGUACCUUCUUGUGUCGCAGGUGGACGAUAAAAUAGAGGAGGCUAUCCAGGAGAUCAGUCGGCUAGCAGACUCGCCUGGGGAGUACCUGCAGGAAUUUGAGGAAAACUUCCGUGAAAGCUUUAAUGGCAUUGCUGUGAAAAACCUACGGGUGGCUGAAGCCAAAUUCCAGUCAAUCAGAGAAAAGAUCUGCCAGAAGACCCAGGUGAUCCUAGCCCAAAGGUUCGAUUCCCGUAGCCGGACAUUUGUGAAAGCCUGUCAGGUAUUUGACCUUGCAGCUUGGCCCAGAAGCACUGAUGAGCUCAUGAGCUAUGGGAAGGAGGAUAUGGUACAAAUAUUUGAACACCUGGAGACGGUCCCAUCAUUUUCCAGAGAGGUUUGCAGAGAGGGGAUGGACACCCGAGGGAGUUUGCUGAUGGAGUGGCGAGAACUCAAGGUGGAUUAUUAUACCAAAAAUGGUUUUAAAGACUUACUCAGUCACAUUUGUAAAUACAAACAGAGAUUCCCCCUCUUAAAUAAAAUAGUUCAGAUCCUCAAAGUCCUUCCCACCUCAUCGGCCUGCUGUGAGAAGGGGCGCAAUGCCCUGCAGAGAGUGCGCAAAAACAACCGCUCUCGGCUCACACUGGAGCAGCUCAGUGAUUUGCUGACAAUUGCCGUUAACGGGCCGCCCAUUGCCAACUUCGAUUGCAAACGGGCGCUAGAUAGUUGGUUCGAGGAAAAGUCGGGCAAUAGUUACGCACUGUCAGCUGAGAUGCUGAGCAGGAUGUCGUCUCUCGAUCAGAAGCCGAUGUUGCAGAGCAUGGACCAUGGCUCUGAGUUUUACCCCGAUAUUUAGAAAGGAAUGCCUCAGAUCAGAAAGCUGUUGAAUAAUUUUUUAAAUCUAUACUCUAAACUUUGAUAUAUUAUAUAAAAUAUAUAUAUAUUAUAUAUAUUAAGGAAAAACCCACACUGAAAAUUUAAAAGUUAAGACGAUGUGCGUCUGAUAGAAGCUAAGCAGAAUUUUAAAGAUUGAGACAAUGUUUAGAAAUUUACUGGUGUCUCCAACCAUGGCAGCUGCAGUGUAGGUGGCAACAUUUCAUUCUUUAGAAGCAUGUGCUGGGGCCAUACUCUACAUGUUCAAACCUAACAAUCUAUAAGCUAGAUGACGGGUCUUUGUCAGCCUCCUCCUCCCGGUGGUUUCCUUUGUACGUGUGUUGUUGGUUUGUUGGGUUGAUUUUUGUGUUGUUGUUGUUUUUGUUGUUUUCCUCAGUUUUAAUCUCUGCCUCUCUUUUCGUUGUUCAGUCCAGUUAUUGAGCCAUUUGAGCCUUUUGUUGACGACCGUCAGAUUUCUGAUUUCCGACAGAGCAUCCUGUGCAUUUAUGUUGUCCCUGGCUGCCCAGCUCCACCUGGUGCUCUCUGUUUGAGUGGGAGCUUCUCGCACUCACAGAGGUUACUGGGUGGAGGGAAGGGCUGGGGCUGGGUUUUUGUUUUUUUUCUGAUUCAGAAACACAUGCCUCCACUAAACUGUGAUGUCCCUUUCUCAGUUCUCCCUACUUUUGGGCUGUAGAGUAAUACUUGGCUUUCAGCUCCUUUUAUGAUAACCAUAGUACCAGUCUAUCAUACAUAUAUUAUAACAUGAUGUCAUGUGCAGACUAUAAAAUAGCAAAAUAGAGAAGGCAGGGGGAAAUUUUUGCAUUUAUAUUUUUAUAUUGUAGGAAAUAAAUAUAUAUAUAUAUAUACAACUAUUCAUUCAAAACCAGGGCUGCUGUGGAAGCUAGACAGCCAAUGAGUCAAGAGCCAUCUCUGGGCAGAGAUUCAAAGGCUUAAAAAAUUAUAUUCUAAUUUACAUUAUUUAUACUAUGUCUUUAUAAUCCUAGAUUGUUGUGGGGUUUUUUUGUUUGUUUUGUUUUGUUCUGUUUUGUUUGGAAUGACUGAAAGAAAAACCUGCUGCAGUUUGGUAGCAGGGGCUAUCAAUGCAAAAUUAUCUUGGAUUAUAAUCAUGUGAUGAUGUCCUAUAAAGGUUCACGUAUUCUCUUGUGACCAAGGUAACAUGUUCCACAGCACAGCAGACUGAUGACAGCAGGAAGAAGGGAUGCUCUACUUCUUCCUGUGAAACAUUUCUUCCUUUCUUGAAGGGAUGCAGAGUCCAGCCAAAAUGUGAAUGGGGGACUUGCACCUUCUAUCACAAAAGAGAUUGUUCUGUGGGCUUGGGGUUCUUCUUUGUUUUAUUAUUGUAAAGUAAACGAGCUCCACGCUUUCACAAAAUAUCACUUCAGGUUAGAAAAGAAAAAAAAAAAAGAAAAAAAAAAGAAACAAAAAAGGUGCAAAAACUCCACAGAUGCUAGUGCCUUGCCCCGCUGAUGUGGCAUGGACAGCACCAACCUGACCAGACCAUCAUGGGAGUGAGAACCUGUUGUCCAGAAGGUCUCCGAGCUGACAAGUUCUCACUUCCCAGAGGGAUGAGCUUUGUGCCAAGCUGUGUUGUUUGGAAACAUGAUGGUGGUAUCAGCAACACUGAACCUUUCCUUUCUCCUGUUACCCCCCUGCCCUUGGUCUUGGUGCUAAGAUAUCUCUAGAACCGUUGCUGCUAGUUGAUAGC
Messenger RNA from Cygnus olor (mute swan), 6974 nucleotides. It is a transcript of the gene PRDM11, whose product is annotated as PR/SET domain 11. Lineage: Eukaryota; Metazoa; Chordata; Aves; Anseriformes; Anatidae. Gene Ontology annotation, molecular function: RNA polymerase II cis-regulatory region sequence-specific DNA binding; protein binding; DNA-binding transcription factor activity, RNA polymerase II-specific. Gene Ontology annotation, biological process: regulation of transcription by RNA polymerase II. Gene Ontology annotation, cellular component: nucleus. The transcript has 3 exons. Bases 2373 to 5231 code for a protein of 952 amino acids. The record is from RefSeq and is a predicted model, not a curated record.